CAGCUUGCCGCGUAGGAAUCGAUGCUACCGACAACUUCAGAUGCAGUUGAGAUGGAUGUACAUACAUACCAAGAUGAUGAGCGGCCACCCCCCACCGCAACCCAACAGCAGCACGUCGGCGGCACAUCUCUGAUCCCACCUCUGCCUCAACCACUGGGCUUCCUGUUUUAACUCCAGACACAGGCAGGGGUGCCCCGGACCCUGACUUAAGUUAGGUCGCGGCCACCGUGGGUCUGCCGAGUGGAGUGGCCCUCUUUCACGCCAAACCCUGGUCCAAGAGGACGAAGAGAUACAAAACCGUUGGCCGCAGAGCGGCAGAUCGAUGACCACUUCCAAGCACGAUGGACAUCAUGGACUCGCCGCCACGCUCACAACCCCUCGACCCGGUGCUUCCCCCCAUGCCUCGCAGGCAAUCGUGCGACCGCUGCCAUGAACAAAAGGUCCGCUGCGUUACGGAAGGGCCGAAUGGCGCCUUGACUCUCGGGGGCAUCGCAGAAGAGGGCGAAUCGAACCCCGAUGGGCACGUUGUCGCACCCGUUCCUUGCGGGCGAUGUCGGAAGGCCGGGACGGUGUGCAUCUAUAGCCCCCAGCUUCGAUCCGGCCGCCCACGACGCCGACGGGAUUCCAACAUAGCUCCCCCUCGCAAGCGCACCAGAAGGGCCUCGAGAUGUUCAUCCUCUUCAUCUUCAUCACAGACAUCUUUUCAACCAUCGCCGCCAUCAUCAUCCCAUGCGCUCAGCCAUCCCUUCGGCGGUAUGGGCUUCAAUAAUUCGGAGCACUCCCAAGAGUCCACGCACGAGUUUGUCCCGUCUCGGACAGUGUCCUCGCCUGUUGUCACCACGCCAAUUUGCGAACAAAUCACGCACCACAGUCUGGGUCUCGACACCCCACCGCCUACUGAGGACUGGCAGACGCCAUCAUACCAUUGCGACAGCACUCAGUCCCUGGCCGACAUGUGCCCAGUGACCUCGUUCCCGGCCGGGCCCAGCGUUGCAUACGCACCGGUUUUCCAAGACCCCGCUGCUAACCUGGUUCCGGCGGCCGAGAACAUCGUGGGCGGUUAUUCGUGGUGCUUGCCGGCGUCUUCGGACUAUUUCCUCGAGGAACUAGGACAGAUCAACGUCCGCAUCCACCUUGCCGGGCGCGCCCUGCCCUCCCCCGUCGGGGCCCCGGCGCCGUGGUCAUGGCCCGCAACCAACAACGGGUUCGACGCCGCCUGCUCUCUGAUCGACGCCGUCGACCGCUUUGCGGCAAGGAGACAGGCCGCACCCUUUUCAGAACCCCCAAACGCGCACACGGACGGCCGGACCAUCGACGCCGCGCUAGACUCGUCAGCAUGCCUGAUGGUCCACGCAUGCCACCAAGCCCUGCUGGGCAUCUUCGAGCACCUGUCGGCCGCGCUACUCCUCUACCUCGCCGAGCAGCAGCAACAGCAAACACCGCCCCGCACCCCGCCAGACGCGACCUUCCUCCCGCCGUACCAGACCCAAGCCGUCAUCAUGACCAACCUGAUAAGCCACCUCCUCAACCAGCUUGACCGCGCCUUCCUAUCGCUGUCAGCGACCUCCAACCAUGCACACUCCCAACAACACCCACAGCAACAACAACAAAACCACAAAGCCGGCGUCCUCCGAUCAAUGGCGGGCUUCGACCAAGGGCCGCCGCCGGGGCCCUCGGGCGGCGCAGCAGACGCGUUGUUCAGCGAGAUGGCGCAGAGGCAGAGCAAGGUCAGGGGGCAGGUCAAGGCCGUUGAGCGGUUGUUGCGCCCUCUACAACAGCAGCAUGUAGCAUAGUUUUUCUCUUGUGUUUUUUGGUUUCUUCGUUUUCACUGUUGGCCACUGCGGGCAGCGUCCUGCCGGAUGGGAUUGUAGUCUAAUUGUAAUGCUGGGUUGGGUGGAGGCUGGACUGGAGGCAGGGGGUGUUUUGAUUAUUUAUGAUAUGGUUUUUUUCUUGGUUGGGUUGGGGGUGAGGACUUUUGGUGUUGUUUGGGUGAAUGUGAUGAUGGUGUUUUUGUGUUGAUUCUCG
Molecule: messenger RNA, 2025 nt
Organism: Chaetomium fimeti
Lineage: Eukaryota; Fungi; Ascomycota; Sordariomycetes; Sordariales; Chaetomiaceae
Exons: 3
Coding region: 342-1793 (483 amino acids)
Biological process (GO): regulation of DNA-templated transcription
Molecular function (GO): zinc ion binding; DNA-binding transcription factor activity, RNA polymerase II-specific
Source: RefSeq, a predicted model, not a curated record